Molecule: messenger RNA, 409 nt
Organism: Carassius auratus (goldfish)
Lineage: Eukaryota; Metazoa; Chordata; Actinopteri; Cypriniformes; Cyprinidae
Product: up-regulated during skeletal muscle growth protein 5-like
Exons: 4
Coding region: 146-322 (58 amino acids)
Cellular component (GO): proton-transporting ATP synthase complex
Source: RefSeq, a predicted model, not a curated record
UAGUGUAAAAAGUGAUUGACGUGAGCGUAAUCCAAUGGCUGCAGUUCGUACAGACUAUUACCGCGAGGGCGGGAUUUCCUGAAACCAUUCACUUUCCGGCUACUCCACUGAAGGGCACCAGUUUGCUUGAUUGCGCACAGAAAUCAUGGGAGGACACGACGCAGGAACUCACCACCAGUUCACUGGCAUCGCCAAAUACUUCAAUUCAUACACAAUCACAGGCAGGAGGAAUUGUGUGUUGGCCACAUACGCCAGUAUCGCUGCCCUUGUCCUCUUCUUCAAAUUGAAGCCCAAGAAGCAAAAGGCUGUGAAGUCAAGUUAACUUAUAGAUGUUUCAGGAAGCUAGAUGUCAUUGUUUUGACUUCAAUUUAACUAUGUGAAGAAUAAAAAAAGAUCACUUGUACCAAAC